Molecule: messenger RNA, 541 nt
Organism: Paramecium tetraurelia
Lineage: Eukaryota; Ciliophora; Oligohymenophorea; Peniculida; Parameciidae
Exons: 1
Source: RefSeq, a predicted model, not a curated record
AUGAAAUCAAUCAAAUUAAUUGACAAUUUAUAAGCAUUUAACAUUGAUUAUAAAAUUACUGCCAGACAUGCACUCUUUCUCACAUAUGGAAUGUAUUUGACUUAUUAAUACUAUACAUAAAUGAGAACAUGCGAUGAUUAAAUUCGAGAUGUAUAAUCAUAUAUUGUAUCAAAGGAAUUGCUGAAAUAAAAAUCAUAAAUACAUCAAUAAUAUUAACAACUUUAUAGUAAAUCUAAUGAAGGAAUACUUGACUGCACCUUAGACAAAGGAGAUUGGAUAUUUUCAAACUAAAAUCCUAAAAUUAAUGAAUAUUUUAAUCAGAAGCUUUCGUUAAAUUACAAAUACCAAACAAUUAUGCCUCUUUAUUUAUGUGCAGGCACUGGUUUCCCAUCCUUGACGAUUCUUUGUGGCUAUUUUCAAAAUAGGGACGAUAGAUUUGUUUACGGACUUAUUGCAGCAGCAAUAUUUAGUGGCAUUAAAAUUAUUGUUAAAGUAUGAGUUUUAAUGUUCUAUAAAUCAUAAUUAAUCAUUUUUACAAAAA